This is a messenger RNA of Aureococcus anophagefferens, 2450 nucleotides long. RefSeq lists its product as hypothetical. The transcript is spliced from 3 exons. The annotation marks the transcript as partial. The record is from RefSeq and is a predicted model, not a curated record. NCBI's taxonomy places the organism in Eukaryota, Pelagophyceae, Pelagomonadales, Pelagomonadaceae.
AUGACCGCCGGCCCGCCGACGACCCUCGAGGGCUGGCUCACCAAGGACAAGAAGUCCAAGGGCUUCGGCUUCGGGUCGUCGGAGACGCGGCGCUGGUUCAAGGUCAAGGCCAUCACGCCGGACCCCGGGUCGAAGCGCAGCGGCGGGCCGGCGAAGAUGGCGCUCUGCUACUACAAGAGCGACCGCGACCGCGAGCCCCGGGGCUGGAUGUUCCUCCGCGACAUCACCGCAAUAAGAGAGGCGGGCCCCAAGUGCUUCGUCGUCGAGCACCCGUCGCGGUCCUACGUGCUCCACGCGGCGACGACGGGCGAGCACGCCGACUGGGUCGCGGGCCUCAAGGAGCUCGUCGCCGACGCCCAGGGCGCGACCAAGGCCAAGCCCGCGCCCGCGAAGGCGCCGCCGAAGAAGUUGGAAGAUCCCGCGCUCUACGAGUACGGCUCGCUCUACGACGACGGCCGCGGGGAGCCGCCGCGCGACCGCUACGACGACGACCACGACCGCUACCGCGGCGACGCCGACGCGCGGCGCCGCGACGACGACCGCGACCGCGACCGCGGCUACGACGGGAGCCGCCGCGGCGACCGCCGCGGCCCGUCGCCCGACCGCCGCGACGGCCGCCGCCGCGACGACCGGGACCGCCGCGGCGACGACCGCGACCCGCGCCGCGACGACCGGGACCGCCGCGACCCGCGCCCGGACGACCGGGACCGCCGCGACCACCCCCGGUCGCCCGACCGGUCGCGGCCGCCGCCGCCCGCGAGCCCGCCGCGCGACGCCGACGAGCCCGACUUCAGCCAGCUCGCCGACGAGAUGGACGACAUCCUCAACGACGGCCCCGCGUCGCCGUCGCCGGAGAAGCCGGCCCCGAUGCGCGCCGCCUUCGACUUCGUGCCCCCGGAGCGCGACGACGCGCCGCGCGGCCGCGGCGCGCGCCACGCGCCCGAGUACUACGGCGAGAACGCGGACCCCGAGCCCGCGCCGCGCGACGCCUCGGCGCCGACGUCGCCGGCCCAACCCCCGCGCGAGACGGCCGCCCAGAAGGCCGCGCGGGAGCGCGCCGCGCGGCGCCGCGACGACGACCAGCGGGAGGCGGCGCGGGAACAGGGUUUCCCAACGUGGGAGGACGAGGACGAGUCCGCGUUCCGCUGCGGCGACGCCGUCGUCGUCCAGGGGUCCCGCGGCGAGCCGAGCCGCGAGGGCGUCGUCGUGCGCGUGCGCCCGGGCGAGCGCUACGACGUCGACUACGACCGCGGCGGCGACCGCGAGGGCCGCGUGCCCGGGUCGGCGCUCGCAUUCCGCGACGGCGACCGCCACCGCGCGGGCGACAAGGUGCUCGCGCGCUGCCGCGGCGGCGACGCGACCUACCCGGGGACCGUGCGCUGCGGCGGCGCCGACGGCACCUACGACGUCGACUACGACGACGGCGACCGCGAGCGCCAGGGCAGCAAAAGAGAGCGAAAUUCCCAACUUCAAAGGCUCCUAUCUCGGCCGUUUUCCACUCGCGAGCGCGGCGUGCCGCCGGCGCACGUCCGCGCGCUCAAGCAGCGGUCGCCGAAGAAGCCCGAGCCGCUGGCGCGCCGCUCCGGCGACGACUCGCCCCAGUUCGACGACGAGAUCGACCUCGGGGCCGAGGCCCUCGACGACACGGCCGCGCGGCGCCGCGCGCGCGGCGCGGCCCCGUCGUUCCUCGACGACGACGCGGCGGCCCGGCGCCGCAAGAAGCCGGAGCCGGAGACGCCCCUCGUCGCCGCGGCGGGGAAGAACGCCCUCAAGACGCCGCCGGCGGCGUCGGCGCCGCCCGCCGAGGCGCCGAAGAAGCGCGACCUGCCCGCGGCGAAGAUCGCGCGGCGCGCGGCCGGCGGCGACGAGCUCGACAUCCAGUGGGGCGACGGCUCGAAGCCGCGCAAGUCCAAGCCCAAGUCGGCGCUCGCGAAGCGCCUCGAGGAGGGCGGGAGCCGCAAGCCCUCGAAGCGGUCGCGGGCCAAGCCCGAGAAGCGCGUCGACGACUCGGACGACGAGAACGUCGAGGACGACCUGCUCGCGGAGCGCGAGCGGCUCAACCGCAUCAAGGCGCUCGCGGACGCGCGCCGCGACAGCGCCAAGGCCGCGAAGAAGAAGGUCGCCGACAAGGAGAAGGAGUCCAAGAAGAAGAAGAAGGACAAGGCGGAGGAUUCGAAGCCGAAGGCGCCGUCGCUCUUCGGCGGCGUCCGGCCCGACGACGGCUUCGUCGACGACGACUGGGACGCGUCCCUCGACUCGCCGGCGGCGCGCAAGGCGCUGCCGGCCAAGGGCGGGCCCAUCGGCGGCUUCGGCGCCGUCAAGCCCGACGCGGACUUCCUCGAGGACUGGGACCCGGAGUAGGCCGGAAGCCAGCUCCGGCGCCGCCGGCCCAAGUCCCCCGGCCCGCCGCCCCUUCUUCGCCGCCCGUCGAUCUAAAAACAACCUACGCG